This is a messenger RNA of Staurois parvus, 450 nucleotides long. The record is from the annotation of a GenBank genome assembly. NCBI's taxonomy places the organism in Eukaryota, Metazoa, Chordata, Amphibia, Anura, Ranidae.
GCUGAUUCUGGAAGGAAAAAAAAAAUUUUCUUCCAAAUUUGUUGGGGUGUACUCAUUUAUGCUGAGCACUGUACAUACACUAUAUUGCCAAAAGUAUUGGAACACCCCUCCAAAUCAUCGAAUUCAGGUGUUCCAAUCACCUCCAUGACCAUAGGCAUGCAGACUGCUUCUACAAAUAUUUUUGAAAGAAUGGGUGGCUCUCAGGAGCUCACUGAAUUCAAGCGUGGUACCGUGAUAGGUUGCCACUUGGGCAAUAAAUCCAUCCGUGAAAUUUCCUUGCUACUAAAUAUUCCAUGGUCACCUGUUAGUGGUAUUAUAACAAAGUGGAAGCAACUGGGAACAACAGCAACUCAGCCACAAAGUGGUAGGCCACGUAAAAUGACAGAGCGGGGUCAGCGCUUGCUGAAGCGCACAGUGCGCAGAAAUCACCAACUGUUGAAGAGUCAAUAG